GUGCGGGUGCAACGCCACUCGCUUAUAAUUGUCGUCACCCUCUCUCUCCCUCCCUCCCUCCCUCCCCCAGCCCACCAGGACGAGUCCCAGUCAAAAUAUCGCACCUUUCGAGCUCCUUCCUCCUCCUCCCUCUUCUCCCUCCCCUGCUUCUCUUUCCUUUUAAGCCUCUCUUCGCUUCGCGUUUGCUCCUCAAGUUUGCUUCUCCACGCAGCUGACAGUUCCUUCCUCACCUCCCCCAAGGCCUAUACCCCCAGCUUCGUGUAUUUCAUCGAGCGCGCACACGGACGGGAGGAGGAGCUCCGACACAGCAGCAGCCGAGUAUUUCCGAGGAAAUUCAACUGGGUCGGUCCUGUUUUUUCGGUUUCUGGUGGCAAAGAAAUGAUGGGGUUCUCGUCCAAGGAGGAGCGGUCGAGGAGGGUGCUGCGAGGCGUGAAGACGGUCUUCUUCCUGAUCACCAUGCUCGUCUCCCUCCUCCUCUUCUCCGCCCCGAUCCUGCUGGUCAUCGCCGACACGCUCCUGCCGUCGGCCCUGCUCUCUGCUUCGCUCUCCCCCUCUUCGCAGUCCCUGCAGGACAAGCUCGCCGCCCACUUCGCCGACUACGAUUUCCGAUACUCCCUCGUCGAUAUCCCCCUCGUAUCCAUCGUCAGAUCGGCUAUUAUCAUCUGUGUGUACAGUCUGUGUGAUGGACCGAGGCUUUCAAGAGGGCCGUACUUGGGGAUAACGACCGUUUGCUCACUGCUGUCCCUGGCGUUCGUCUCGUUGAAGGCGUCUUAUGUGUUCAGCGUUCCGAACACGAGCAGGGGAGGAUACGGCAGAGCUUUGGAAAUGGCUCUCUUCAUGUCUUCUUGGCUUCUGGCGAUUGGUCAUAUCGUUGUGGCGUAUAAGAUCAGCUGCCGAGAGAGAAGAAAGCUUCUCGUUUACAAGAUUGACAUCGAAGCUACUGGGAAGGCGAGGGAAACUUCUGACGCCGUAAAUGGAAAAUGAGAAGGAUAAAAGGGAAGAAAAAGAUCACGUCUUUUUGCUUAGGGUCGAAGAAUUGAAAUGAGUUCAUCUAGAAGGUCAAAACUGCCGAGUAGGCUGGGCUAAACGUUGCCCCAGUCUUUUAAACCUUUUUUAGUCUCGCACUGUAUGCCUGUCAUGAUCCCUCCUUGUCCUUUUCUAAGUAAAAAGUCCCCAUCACAUGUAAAUCGAUUCAACAUCGGUUGUGAAGAAAAAAAACAAUUGAUUAUUCUAGCCUGCGGGAAAUUUCGUUGGAGUCCUAAUUUCAAGCGAAGGCUGACGCAUGUGAAGGAAAGCAUUGCACAUGUUUGGAGGUUAACCAUGUCUCUGGCCCAAAGGUUUAUACAUAAAAAAAAAAGGAAGAAAUGAUACUCAUGACUCAACAGUCCAUGAGGUAAAAGUCAUAGAGUCACUCUGCCAAAAAAAAGGGUUGGUGAAGCUUAGGUUAUCUUUUUUCUGGCCCAAAAAAGUAUAGGUAAUCUUUUAAUCUGAGCUAUGGUCCCCCAAUUACUGACCAAAUUCAUGUAUCGACUCAAUAGUCUCAUAGAAUUAGGGAUGGGCGGGGCAGGGCAGGUUAGCUCAGCCGCCCUUCAUAAUGUGUGUGUGUGUGUGUGAGAGAGAGAGAGAGAGAGAGAGAGAAUAUGUUGCUCUGGAUUGGACUAUGUUUGGUUGCCAUUUGCAAAUUUUUGCAACUGACAGCCACAACUUAUCAACAAGAAUAUAUGCCUACUCAUGUUCAUGUAGAUCCAGCGCAUCUUUGUGCUACUGCAUGUGCACUCUCUUUCUCAAUAAUAUUCCUCUGUUUCUUCUGAUCAGAGGAGAUAACAUUAUUAUUCACCAGAUUUUGUUCGUUCCUCACCUAAUUCAUAAAAUAGACACGGUCCCUAUUUGAUCGCCCGCAGUGCCGGACCACUUCCUCAUAACCAAUUUCGAACAUUAGGAAGCUAGUUUGGCUUCUGCCUUCUGCAAUAAUAGCUAUUGUACUGGAAAAAAUGACGCGGUCCUGGUCUAAAUUCAACGAUUAAUGUUAUCCCCACUUUUCUAACAUAUGCUUCAUGUUCUUCACAAUGUUCACAUCCAUUUGAGAAUUCAGAUUCUUGCUAGUGCUGUGACCCACGAAUGGCCCCCUCUGCAGCUAUAUCUCUAAGCUGUGCGGAGGGCCUGCCAACUGAUAAAACCCCCAUUUCAUAGCUGGCCACUGCUCUGUCCUGAUCUAUUCUAUGGACUAAUUCUCGACUUUAUAGAAUGAUCGAAAUUUGAAUACAUCCACUACUAGAUGGUCAGUGCCAUUCCCGCACAUCAUUGCCACCAGGAAAUUGGAAGUGGGGAAAUUAUUAAUCUAUUUGUGUCAUGCCUGCAGGUCUCGGCAUGCAAGAAUGGCUUCCCCAGAUAUCAGAAGAUUCUCCAAGAACAGAGAGAGAAAUGAGAAAGAAA
Molecule: messenger RNA, 2433 nt
Organism: Syzygium oleosum
Lineage: Eukaryota; Viridiplantae; Streptophyta; Magnoliopsida; Myrtales; Myrtaceae
Exons: 3
Coding region: 379-984 (201 amino acids)
Source: RefSeq, a predicted model, not a curated record